Molecule: messenger RNA, 3270 nt
Organism: Neopsephotus bourkii (Bourke's parrot)
Lineage: Eukaryota; Metazoa; Chordata; Aves; Psittaciformes; Psittacidae
Gene: SLC67A1
Product: solute carrier family 22 member 18
Exons: 10
Coding region: 523-1767 (414 amino acids)
Biological process (GO): transmembrane transport
Molecular function (GO): transmembrane transporter activity
Source: RefSeq, a predicted model, not a curated record
CGCAAGAAGCAAGAGGACUUGGAAAUAGCUAUUCUGUUGUAAGCUUCACUUGCAACCUCCAAAAAUAAAACCAAAGUGCCUUUUGUGAAGAACUACAACAGUCAUCUCUUCUGAGCCACCAGAGGAAAUAAAAGCGAAAGAAGUUAAACAGUUAAAGAGUUGAAGAUUUUGUCACAUGUUCUUGUCUGGGUCAAUGUCCACUUUCACUCUGCUGGGACUCUCAAGCUGGUCUUCGUUUGGAUGGUACUUGAAGCAAUGAGCCCACCUGGGAAAAAGCUGAAGAAUGAGAUCUGUGGUCUGAUGCCUGGCUACCUUUAAUCCUGCCUGGCAAGAAAGCAAGGGGAGGGAAGAAACAAAGACAGAAAGAAAGAAUAAAUCCCUGUCAUGCUGACUCACUACCUUUUGAACUGUAAGCUUUGAACUGCGUGCAACAGUUUCUGCACCUUACUGAUGUUUUAUGUUCCCAGCUAGAAAGCAGCUUUGUGUCAUUUCUCAGCCCAUCAGCCUGCAGUAAAUUGUUCCAUGAGCACUAUGAAUGUAAAAGUCAGCUCUGGAGGUGAGGAAGAAGCCUUGGGAAUGAGGAGCAAGACCCUGGGGGAGAGCAGCCGCCCAGGAGACAUCAAAAAGGGACAAGUGAUCCUUGCUGCCUAUGUGAUUGUAACCAUAGAGCUGACCUUCAUCUUCAUGCAGAUAGGAGUCAUGCCUUACUUGGCCAAGAGCAUAGGUUUGGAUUCAGUGGGUUUUGGCUACCUCCAGACAACCUUUGGUGUCCUCCAACUUGUGGGAGGUUCCAUUUUUGGAAGGUUUGCAGAUAAAUUUGGUGGCCGAGCAGCCUUAAUUCUUUCCUGUGCAUCUGGAAGUGCCUUCUUCCUGCUUAUGUCCAUCUCCACCAGCAUCCCCCUCCUCUUCCUCUCCAGGCUGCCAGCAGUGUUCAUGCAUGGGCUACCAGGUGCUCAGAAGGUUAUUACAGACAUGACUACUCCUUCCCAACGUGCUGAUGCUUUGGGGAAGCUGGGUCUUUGCUUUGGAAUAGGCAUCAUCAUCGGCUCUGUCCUAGGAGGUGUCCUCUCCACCAAAUUUGGCAUUUUUGCUCCUAUAUAUGUGGGGCUGGUGGGAAAUCUCAUAAAUACCGUGAUAGCGAUGUUUUGGAUCCCUUUGCAGGCUAAACCAAAGUCAGAUCAUCAUUUGACAGAGCACAGCACAUCACAGUCUGGCAGUGUGUUUAGCAUCAGAGAAAUACUACGCCUGAUGAAGUUUCCGGGAGUAACAGAAGUUUUCAUAGUCAAAGUUUUUGCUGGACUUCCCAUAGGUUUGUUCCUGAUUAUGUUUUCAAUCAUCUCUAUGGAUUUUUUUGGCUUGGAAGCAGUGGAGUCUGGAUACUUGAUGUCAUACUUCGGUGUCCUUCAAAUGGUUGUCCAGGGCCUGGUCAUUGGAAAACUCACUAGCCGCUGCACAGAGAUGACCCUGCUGAAGCUCAGUGUCUUCGUCUUUGCUGGCGUGGGCCUUGGCAUGGCCCUGAUGAGGACUGUGUGGCACUACUGCAUCAUUGCGGUGCCACUGGUGUUUGCCUUCAGUACGCUGGGCACCAUCACCGACAGCAUCCUCACCAAGGCUGUCCCUUCCUCUGAUACUGCAGCAUGUUGGAGAAGUCCAGAGGGAGGGCCCAGCCUUUUAAGAAGAUGGAUUUCUGCUCCAGAAAAAAAAAAAAAAAGGAAAGGGAAAAAAAGCCUCCUCAAUCAUAAGAGCCAGUUUGGCAAUCAUACGUAGUAAUUAGUUUAAUUCAGAUAGCUAAAGGGGAAAAAAUAAUUGCAAAACCUGCCCAGAAAGUUUGGUGGUUGUGGGAUGGUUCCCAUUGGCAAAGGGUCAAGGCGAGGUCCCACCCAUUGCCUUUGUGUUCCCAUGCGCGGGAGGAGCGCUCUGCAGCGCUUCCCGAGAGAUUUCCCUCUCUGUGCAGCUACGCCCUCGGCUCGGGCUCAUUGCACAAAUAUUUUAAGCAUGCUGACAAAAGCCCAGCAGUUGCUGGCUGGCACUACACGAGCACCUGGCUGCCUUUUCUCUCGUAGAGCUGGUGAUCAUUUCCCUGUGGCUACCCACAUUAAAUAUCACACUUGACUCCACAUCUUAUCACACGCAGGACAGCAUCCUCCUCAUCCUUCCCAGAUGCUGCUGGCCUUGUGCGGCAGCGAUGCCUCAGUGAAUGCCUUGGUGGAAAACUGAUGCUAACAUCCUAAAUAAUUGCACUGAUAUUAAAAUAAUACAAUUGCAAACAUAGUUUCGGAGCAGGGCACAAGUUUCUUGCACACGCUGCCAACUUGCCCUUCCUCCUGGUGCUGAGGACUAAUGAUUUUCUGGCUGGUUGGGUAUUUUCUGCUCCCCUGACUGUGAUAGGUGUCCUGCAUGAAGACGGCAUGGUGAAGACCACACCGAGCGCGUGGGGGCCAGUUUUGCAUUCCAUGGGAUGACCUAGCCAUCCGUCUGUGUGUGGAAAAAAGCCUGCCUUUGGCAAACUAGAGGUGCUUCCCCAUCAACUGGGUUCCUGUUAAGGAUGCAAAUGGAGAGCUGCGAGAAGGGGGAACCGGCCCAGCCAGACGAAGGGCUCGCAUUUCCAUCCAAAUGGAAAUACCCGUUCUUUUUGCAAAGGGGGGGGGAAGGAGUAUUUCAAGGGGGUUCAGUCUUUUUCUGUGGUUUUAUUUAUUUAUUCUUAAAUACCUAGUUAGACCUAAGCUUCUCACAACUGCUAAGCCCUCAAGAGCUGUUCUGUCCUACACUAGAGAAUAAGUGGCAAUAGCAGCUUGGGCAGAACAGGGCCCUCUAGGGUAUUAGGCUAUUGGAAGAAUCUGUGUGAUUUGCUUGGAAGUCUCAAUCACAACCCUAGAAAUUACCUGUCCAUCCCUAAACCCAUUCAGUAGUUACCAGUCCUGCUGGGUGCAAGGUUCAAAAGUAUCUUCGGGGGUCAAAGGCAUCCCUGGGCCCUGGUGAAGGCAGCAGUGAGCACUGGCUUCCUUUUUGGGCAGUGUUACAGUUGUCUGGAAUGCUCAGUAAAGAGCUGACCUGGCUCAUGGUAGAAACUAGUCCCCAUGCCUCCCGGAAUCCUUAGCCUUAACAAACCCCAAUUGGACCUCUAUAAAUUAAUGCAAGAGAUUAUUUAAAGUUAUUUGCAUUUGCUACUACUGCAGGAGAACACCAUCAGGGAUGAAGGGGAUCCCUAACACUCUUCUCCACUUUUCCAUCCCAAGACUUGCUCUCACCCUAACAUCUGCGUGUCUCUGC